ACCUUUUUCCAAUUUGGCCACCGAAGCCCCACUUUACUCUAGAGAAGAAAAAGAUAGCACAAGUAACUGAUAGACGUUUUUGCUUAUAACUUUCUCUCUCCCUAUCCCUAUAUAUAUCAGUAUUAUUGAAAACAAAUUAAGUAGCUAGACCAGAGUACGUAGUUUUGCUGGUUAAUUAAUCAGAGCAAUAUUAAUGGCACAAGAGAAGAAGUUCGUGGUUGAGGUCGAGAAGGCAAAGGAGGCGACCGGCGGGAGGCCGUCGGUUGGACCGGUUUACCGUGAUGUACUAGCGAAAGAUGGUUUCCGGCCGCCAGCUGCCGGAAUCGAGAGUUGCUGGGAUGUUUUCCGUGUUUCUGUUGAGAAAUAUCCAAGAAACAACAUGCUCGGAGAGCGCGAGAUUGUUAACGGGAAGGCUGGUGGAUAUGUGUGGUUAACUUAUGAGGAUGUAUAUGAUAUAGUGUCGAAGGUUGGAGCUUCCAUCCGCAGUUGUGGUGUUAAGCAAGGUGCGAGAUGUGGAAUCUAUGGUGCCAACUGCGUGAAAUGGGUUGUAAGUAUGCAGGCCUGCAAUGCCCACGGACUUUACUGUGUUCCCUUAUACGACACUUUAGGUGCUGGUGCGGUGGAAUAUAUCAUUUGUCAUGCAGAGAUUUCAAUAACCUUCGUGGAAGAAACUAAAAUUCCUGAGGUCCUGAAAACCUUUCCUAAUACCAUGAAGUAUUUGAAAACUCUUGUGAGCUUUGGCAAGGUUACUGCAGAACAAAAGAAGGCAGCUGAGAAUUUUGGUCUGGCAUUAUAUUCUUGGGAUCAGUUUUUACAACUGGGAAAGAAUGAACACUUUGAUCUCCCAACUAAGAAGAAAACAGAUAUUUGUACAAUUAUGUAUACGAGUGGCACAACUGGUGACCCAAAGGGAGUGAUGAUAUCCCAUGAGAGCAUUCUUUCGAUCAUAUCGGCACAAAAUCAGUCACUCGAGAGCAUGAAUGACCAGUUUAGUGAGAAGGACGUGUUUUUUUCAUAUCUUCCUCUAGCACAUAUAUUUGAUCGAGUCAUAGAGGAAGUGUUCAUUUCCACUGGAGCCUCAAUAGGAUUUUGGCGUGGGGAUAUUAAACUACUGAUUGAAGACCUCAGAGAACUAAAACCAACUGUUUUUUGUGCUGUUCCGCGUGUCUUAGACAGGAUAUAUUCAGGUUUGGUUGAGAAGACUUCUUCAGCGGGUUUUGUCAAAAAUGCAUUGUUUAACCUUGCAUACUCAUAUAAACUGCGUAACAUGAAUAAAGGCUACAAACAUGCGGAGGCAGCUCCAAUUUUUGAUAAAAUUGUUUUCAGUAAGGUAAAAGAAGGUCUAGGAGGAAAUGUACGUGUCAUUCUAUCUGGAGCGGCACCACUUGCUACCUAUGUAGAAACCUUUCUACGAGUGGUUUCAUGUGCUCACGUUUUACAAGGAUAUGGUUUAACAGAAACUUGUGCGGGGUCCUUUGUUUCAAAGCCAGAUGAACUGGCAAUGAUUGGUACAGUCGGUCCUCCAUUGCCAAAUGUGGAUGUGUGCCUAGAAUCUGUUCCUGAAAUGGGAUAUGAUGCCCUAUCAAGCACCCCUUGCGGUGAAAUAUGUAUACGAGGAAAUGUUCUGUUCUCAGGAUACUACAAACGCGAGGACCUCACUAGAGAGGUGUUGGUUGAUGGAUGGUUCCACACAGGUGAUAUUGGUGAAUGGCAACCAGAUGGAAGCAUGAAAAUUAUCGACCGCAAGAAAAACAUUUUCAAGCUUUCACAAGGCGAAUAUGUAUCAGUUGAGAAUCUGGAAAAUAUCUAUUCUCGUGUUUCUGGUAUUGACUCGAUAUGGAUAUAUGGGAACAGUUACGAGUCCUUCCUUGUAGCUGUUGUGAACCCCAAUGAGAAAUUUUUGGUACAUUGGGCUGAAGAGAAUGGAUUGACUGCCAAUUUUAGUACCCUUUGUGAGAAUCCCAAGGCAAAAGCAUUCAUUCUUGAAGAACUUACUAAGACUGGAAAAGAAAAGAAGCUAAAAGGUUUUGAGUUGAUAAAAGAUGUCCACCUUGACCCAAUACCAUUUGACAUGGACCGAGAUCUUCUCACCCCAACUUUCAAGAAGAAGAGGGACAAGUUUCUCAAAUACUAUCAGAAUGUCAUCGACAGUUUAUACAAACGUGUAAAGGAAGCAAUCUGAUGAUGCAGAGACGUUCAUGCUGCCUUGGGAUGUGCUUGUCAAAUUGUAUUCCCAAAGGUUUUACACUAUUUCGGCAUUCCGACUUUAUGUUUUGGCUAUCUUGGUUGUGAAAUAUAAGGAAAGUCUUUGCAAGAUGCUCUAUGGAAUGUUAAUUCGCGGGGCAGAUCUGAAUACCUGCUGGCGAUUAGUUUGCCUUACUCACUGAUGUAUAUUUUGUCUAGUUCUAUUUUCUGCUGAUAUGUAUUAUACAGUUGUACUUCUUUCCCAGACAAUGAUAAGUUUGGAUGAAUGAUGAUCUUUUUGUUGUAAAA
Rhododendron vialii is the source of this 2493-nucleotide messenger RNA. RefSeq names its product long chain acyl-CoA synthetase 4-like. The coding region runs from base 194 to 2182 and encodes 662 amino acids. Gene Ontology annotation, cellular component: endoplasmic reticulum; membrane. The record is from RefSeq and is a predicted model, not a curated record. The transcript has 19 exons. Gene Ontology annotation, biological process: fatty acid metabolic process. Gene Ontology annotation, molecular function: long-chain fatty acid-CoA ligase activity. NCBI's taxonomy places the organism in Eukaryota, Viridiplantae, Streptophyta, Magnoliopsida, Ericales, Ericaceae.